This is a messenger RNA of Exophiala xenobiotica, 495 nucleotides long. RefSeq lists its product as uncharacterized. The record is from RefSeq and is a predicted model, not a curated record. The coding region runs from base 1 to 495 and encodes 164 amino acids. The transcript has 2 exons. NCBI's taxonomy places the organism in Eukaryota, Fungi, Ascomycota, Eurotiomycetes, Chaetothyriales, Herpotrichiellaceae.
AUGCUGGCUGUUUUCAACAAAGCCCAAUCCACCCUGGACAACAAAGCGGAGCCCAUUCUCGCGUGUCACGACCCAUAUGAGCAGGAACUUGAAGUUGUCAAGCUGACCUGCAAGAUAUCCAAGACCUUGUACAAGAAAGACGGUGGAUUCAACGUUCUUCCCCAUGGAUUGAAGCCCAUCCCCACCGGACUCUCUUUUGAGCAGUAUGGCGGUUUGUCUAUGAACUCCCAGAAAAGAAGAGAAUCAGCAGCAAAGUGCUGGCAUACAGCCUCAAGCACACUUCGUGCACCUUUCAGCAUUUCUAUGGCCGACAUGAGCAAGAGGCCUUGUGUUGUGCCACCGAAAAUUCCUCAGCUACCUUAUCGCGAUACAAGGACCAUGUGCGGCACUGGGAAGGGCGAGCUUCCACCUCGGGACGGCGGUAUCAGCCCUCAUUCCCAGUCGGAGUCGGGCCGCGUUUCGAGUGUGCGAGGCUACGAUCAGGGACUCGCAUAG